CACACUUCAUCACAAAGACAGAGUGUGUAGGGCUGUGCCAAAGUGUCGACGAUUCGUCAUAGCACUUGAAGCAUUAUUUCCAAGUUCCUCGCGUUUGGUGUGUGCAGAGAAAGCAGAGUUUUAGUGCGGUGCGUGUCCACGGGACUGUGAUCUUGCAAUUGCCUUAAGCGUGAGAUUGUUAAACACAAAAGAGGAAAAGCUUGUGUGCUCUCCGUAGUGCGCGAUUGGUGUGAGUGAGUCUAUUGUGUUUUUGUGGCGGAUACGACUGUCGCCCCGAUCGGUGGAACAGGAAGUACAUUGCCUUCGUAGGGAACCGACGUCCCUUCCCUGUCGCUUUUCUUCCCAUCGCCAGACGCAACGAGCGCCGUACACACGAGCAAGAUGAUUAAAAACAUUUUCGGCAGCAGACGGGCGAAGGAUUCCGAGCGGAACAAGAUCUCCGAAAUCGGUCUCCCGACGAACGUGGUGCACGGGAUGCACGUCAGCAAGAACCAGCAAACAGGGCACCUGGAGGGCCUGCCGAAGUCAUGGAUCCGCAUGAUGGAUGCGUUGAUCACGCUCGACGAACAAAGCAAAAAUCCGGAGGCGGCCUACCAGGCGGUAAAGUUUUACAGCUACUCGAUCAAAAAGAAGGAAGCGACGGAACCGUUCAAGCCGUUCAUCACGGAAGAUGCGAUCCACGAAGAAACGGAAUCGAUUGACCAGUUUCUCGACCAGAAGACGACGCACAAGAGCGAAGAUUCGCUGGCGGGGAGUAACGAGGAAAACGAAAGUGUCCCGCAGCCGCCCCCACCUCCGCUGCCCAAGAAAAGCAUGACCCUGCCGCCGAAGCCACAGCUGAAACCAAAGCCCAAGAACUACACCAGCAAGGUGUACAAAGGCAUGGACAAUCUGCAUCUGAUCGAUGCGGGCAGCAACAGCGAAACGAUGAUCAUUCACAACGUGCCCCAUUUCGACACACACCAAAGUUCCUACGCGACCUGCACCAACGUCAACAACAACAACAGCCUCGACCAGGAGCCCGAACCGGCGGACGGCGAUUUAAUACUGCGACCGAAGGAGAAGCUGGCCCGCCAGCCCAAGAGCGACGAACAGGUGUACUUCGAGCUGAAGAAGAUCUGCAACCUGGACGAUCCGCUCCAACGGUACGAGAAGACGGUCGAGGUGGGCAAGGGUGCUUCGGGGGUCGUGUUCAUUGCCCUCGACCGUAACACGGGUGCCAAGGUGGCCAUUAAAACGAUCGACAUGAAGAACCAAUCGUCGAAGGAAUCGAUCCUGAACGAGAUCAACGUGCUGAAGGACUUUAACCACAAGAAUCUGGUCAACUUCCUGGAAGCGUACUACCUGGAAGACGUUGACCAGCUGUGGGUAAUACUCGAGUACAUGGACGGUGGUCCACUGACCGACGUCGUUACCGAAACGGUCAUGAAGGAUCGACAGAUUGCGGCCGUCUGCCGGGAGGUGCUGCUCGCCAUCGACUUCCUGCACGCGAAGGGCAUCAUCCAUCGGGACAUCAAGUCGGACAACGUGCUGCUCGGUAUGGACGGGUCGGUGAAGGUGACCGAUUUCGGGUUCUGCGCCAACAUCGAGGGCGACGAGAAGCGGCAAACGAUGGUCGGCACACCGUACUGGAUGGCGCCGGAGGUGGUAACGCGCAAGCAGUACGGCAAGAAGGUGGACAUCUGGUCGCUCGGCAUCAUGGCGAUCGAGAUGAUCGAGGGCCAACCGCCCUACCUGAAUCAGGCCCCACUCCGAGCGCUCUACCUGAUUGCGGCGAACGGUCGACCGGACAUCAAGAGCUGGGACAAGCUGUCGGACAAUCUGAAAGACUUCCUGGACCGCUGCCUGCAGGUGGAAGUCGACAUGCGUGCGUCGGCCGACGAGCUACUGCGGCAUCCGUUCCUGCAGGACUGUAUGGAGCUGCGCACGUUGACACCGCUCAUAAAGGCCGCCCGAAGACUGCUGAAGCGGGACAACUGAGAGCAGUGGCAUGCGUCUGGCAGGUAACAGGGAAAGCGGAACGGAGCGGAACGUGAAACAAGUCAGAUUUAGAAUCGUUAGUAGGAACAUUUUUGCCGUAUGUGGCUGUGAGAUUAAGUGCCUUUUUACACCGCGUUCCCGCGGGACAGGGGGAACCGACGAAUGAUGGGAACAACAGCAAGUCAGUAGAGUCAGCGAACGAGGGCACAGUGGUGCAAAAUUGGGUUUGAUAAAACGAAAAACGAAACCGGUAGAAGGAUAUAGGAUGGGCACGGUGUUUGUGUGCGUGUGUGUGUGUUGCGCCAUCGGUGUGACCCGCAGCAAAUCACACCCCAUAGUCAACGAGCUUAAAGAUAAGGAAAAGUAGAGCUUACGUAUAGAUUCGCUGUGCGAGAUCGAAGCGAACAUCGAUAGCGGCGGCAAUGUCAGAAGAGGUGGUUGGUUCGGUACUGUUGCAGCAGCAGCAGCAAAUGAUAAGGGACUUGUGGCUCCACGUUUGUCCACGCCUGGGCUGUUGUGGCAGCACUUCGAUUUGCGUUGGUUCCGAAGUGGAACGGAACAAUCAAUCAUAACGCGUGUGUGACCCUUUUGCCACACGAUCUGCGUGUUGCAGUUCCAGGGCACAACAUGUAACACAGUAUUCUGGCACGCAAAACUAGCUAAAGUUUGCUGGACGGAAAGAUGGAUUCCCACCAUACAUUCCUCGUGUUUGUGCGAAGAAAGUUGGUUUCGGUAGUGCAAAAGAAAGGAAACUAUGCAAGACUAUGCUCUCCGCGCAGAUCAUUGAUCGCACCACUGCCAGUUGAUAGUUUUAUUAAGAGAAAAUGUGUGUGUGUGUGUGUGUUUUUGUAGUGAGCAAAACGAGCAACUUCGCGUCCGGUAAUGGACGCGUUUGUGCGCCUGUUUGGAGCUGGUGGUGCUGUGGGCAUAUAUUAAGCGGCGAGCAAGCAGCAAACAUUCCAUGGCCAAAAAAGCAAAAGCGACGGAAGAAACACACCACCACCGCGAUCCGAAAGACGGGGACUCAUCUCGAAGAAGCCCAAGAACGAUAAUAAUGUCGCUUGGUGAUUAGCCGGAACCAUCGUCGCCACGAGGCAAGACAGAAUAGAGUAAAGCGCGUCUGCAGCGGCAAAUGAGCAUCCCUUUCCCGUUCUGCCCACUGCGACUGGCAGUGGAUGGAUGAUGUCGCUAGCGAUGUCGUGGCGCGUACUACCCGACGGCCUCGAUGAUGAUGGCGAGACGAAGACGAUCUCCGUCCUGUCCCUAUGAUUUCACUCGACGGUUGAACUCGCGUGAGCCAUCGAGGAAAGAAACAAAAAAAAAACCUUCAAGCAGACCCAGAGACCGUCUCAUACGCGCCGUCUGUUUGUGGUGCGAGAUGGAGUUGGUGGUUGCGCGUAUCCAUCCAUCACUUCUUCCCGCAGAGGAGAAUGAGCCCAAGGGAAGAGCCGUGCUGGUGGAACGUGCACAGAAAGUGCAUUUGUUCCAGUGCGCUUUUGCACUGCAGAGGAAGUGGGGAGAGAGAGAGACAGUGUGUUUGUGCUCGUCGUCCUCACCAUCGUCGGGGUAGUGUGGCUGGAAUUAUUCUAUUAAAAUUUACAUCUCAUUGAAGAAAAUCACGUUGGUUGCACGGGGCAGGGGGGUUCAUUCGCAGUCCCGGGCAUUUCCAGCACUCGCCGGGCGUGUGACGUAUCCAUGCAAUCGCGAUCGUCUUGGAGCGGGCGCCCCGGGCGGUGUACGUACGACACUCUUGCCAAUUUUCAUUAGCACCAUGGUGCGAGCUGGUUGGUCUACCAAGCAGCGGCUAAGAUUGUUUUUGAAUUGAAGGGCGAGAUCGCGAUGCAUACGCACACAAAACAAAUAUCUAAACCCAUCCGCAUCCGGACCCGUAUGGGCGGCUUAGACGAUCCUAUCUUGCAGACGAAUGGGGCACCAUGUCGCCAGCUGGAGGUGAAAUUCUUUCAAACGCCAAACAGCACAGUACGACCCCGCCGUCGAACAUAUGGCACGGCUAGUGUUCCUUCAUAAUGCUGUACGGUAGACAGGCACGCGUUAAAACGGACGACAAAACAAGGCGAGACAUGCAAGAAGGAAAGCUUUUAUGUGCGUUUUAUGUAUGUUAUAAAAAUAAUUUGCCUUCUCCAAAUGCAACUUCAAUGAAGGGUUCUUCUUCGGGUUGCUCUCACAGCGCAGGAGUAGCGCGGUUCAGUGCCGUCUUCGCUCUACCCAUGAUCAAAUUUGAACCGGUUGGGUUCCGAUUUUAUCAUUCGAAACCUUUCCAAAUCCACACACACACGCUUCAUAGGUAGAAAGUGAGAGUCUUUUACCUUCGGGCAUGGUUAUUACCUAUGAGUCAGCACCGGUUUUGCGCUCACUCCCAAAAUACCUACAUUAUUCCUCCAACUCGUCUCCACUAAACACACGAAUGUUUUAUCAUACCCCCCCACCACCAGCCAAGCGCCCUCAAAGAUGGCGAGAGGACACUAGCUAAUGUUACGGUGAUGAUUCAUCCGCGUUGAAAGUCCACCCAAUCAUUUUGUUGUACAAACCGGGCCUACCGACGUCCGUCUAGCGCCCGGUUUCAAGCAGCAAACGAAUUAAAUCCAUAAGACUAUUGUGACACACGGUUGUAACAGGAUUGUAGACGAAGAUGUUCGCUAUGAUCGGGAUAUUUGAUCUGGUUUUGCUGGAGGAUUGCACGCUCUAAGAGUAAGGCUGUUGAGGUUUUAGAUGUUACACAGAUAUGUAGAUAUGUGGGGGACUAGAACAAAAAACAUUCUUAAAGGUCCGAUGAAUGGAUAACUUCCUUUAGCUUCUACGAGAGCUAAGCAAAUCACCUGCCGCGCUCUGACGACACGGCGUAGAACGAUUCUCCUGUACACUCGGGCCCAAUGUAAUUCGUGCCCGGUUGAUUAUAUGGUGCGCUUUGCGAAAACGGUGCUUUAAUGUUUCACGCUUCACGGCAACAACGAUAAUCGGUGUGAUGUACCAUACUGACACCUCUUCUCGUUACAACGCUCUAUACCUCGAUGUACGCCUCGAUGUCUAUCGAAACUGUUACGACAGCUGGUGGCCCUGGCGAUCGGGCCGCCACCCGCCAGCGAACGACGCUACCCGGUGUAUACGGUAGUAGCGGUAGCGUCUUGAUGUGAUGAGGUAAAUUAAAUUGACCUUAUGCUGCACACACUGUGCGCGGCGGGCCUCUACUCCCCUCGGGACGUUCGGGAACCCCAAAGUCGUUCAAUCACCACCGUUUGUUGUAAGAUUGUUCCUAGGGUUGUGGAAUGGAAAUUGUCCGAGGAAAUGACACCGUACGGCAAGGGUAGAAUAAAUUCAGAUUUCCGGCAACUUUGACGAGACAGAGAGAGAGAGAGAGGCUUCGCACCCAAAUUCUUGGGCAUUUACCGAUUCAUUCCAACAUGUUCUGGAAGUGUCCGACUCCAACCGGAGCUGUGUAGCUAAAAGGCAGGAAGUAUCAGGACCAUCUUCGUCUAUUCGAAGGGAAGCAAAAACAGCUUCGUAAUGCCGUUUUUCCGUCGAUUUCGUAAACUUGGCUUGGUCCAUUUCUCGAUUUGCAAUGCCAUUUAUCAGCCGUUAUCAGAUAACAGGCUGAAGCACCCAACAGCGCAAAGCACCACAAGGUACUACGGUAUAUUACAUAUACUGCUCCGUUGCACCACAUCCAGCACGGCGGCGGGCACAGGAGUGUGUCUCAGUCUUGUGGCCAGAACCGUAGGUGCUAAUAAUGAACUCUACCUUCUUCGAUGUAUGAAUGUCACUCGCUGUACUGAGCGCUUCCUGUUUCCUCUUAUCAAAUUGUGUAACGGACACGAAUUCGCACUAUAGGAAGUGACCCUGUUGAUGGGGCGAUUUUUAAUCUGGUGCAGUACCGGGUGCAUCACACUCCACAAACUCCUCCCCGUUUUACCAAGCCUCCAAGGAGGUCUUUUAGGGUAAGGUACGCACGGGUACAGUGCACCCUCGCCAGUACCUGUCGUGGAUUGCCUUGAACAGUGUAUUUGGAGGUUAUGCGUCGAUCGUGCGGAGUGUCCCGAUCGUACAGCACACGCCGCGUGUAACCAUGAAUGAGGAAGCAGAAAACGCCAACAUGUUGCAUGCAUGUUUCGCAUAGAAAAACACCCAUUCGGGGCGGUUGGGGGCUAGCAGCACACGCUGUCUUCUUCCGCGCCGAUUGGCCACAGCUUGCCUUACACGACGUUACGUGCCGCGUUACCACCAGCUGAGAUAUAGUCGUCGAUUUAGUAGUAGUAGAGCGCGUGUUGAGGAGAAGUCGACAAAAAAAAACGAUUUGCUCUCGCCACAAAAAGAACGCCCUCUGUAUGACCAGCAUCAUCGAAUUAUGUUUUGUUUAGUGUAGUAGAAAUAGAUGCACGAGCACACUAUCUUCUGCUACUCCAAGUGGCAAGGUGUAGUGUUUGUAGACGCGCGCAUCUGCAUCGUCGUCCAUGUACAGAAAAACCAUCCCAGGCCAUAUUUAGGUUUCGACGAUCAGAAUGCCGUCCAGGCCGCGCACACACAAGAAAAAUGCGGAUUCUACUAAGGUUUUGUAUGUCUGUCUAGCGCUAUUGUACAUAUCGAACGGAAAGUAUACAUUUCCUCUUAAAGUGACAAAUGUUCACUAAAGUGUGUGUAGAAUGCUGAUGUUCCACACGCAUGUUAGCCGAUGCCAGUAGUGUAAAUAGAUAGAGAGAGCAUUGCAAACAGAGAAGAGCAAAAAAAAAACCACCAUCACAAUCAAUCUACCGAUAAGGGAUAGGAGGGGGACACUUAUGUGGGAGAAAGCUCGCACAUUGUAUUCGUAACUGUAGAACAAUCAUUCUGACCAUAUGCGGUAAUUGCUUUUGAUUGCUUACGUUCUUCUGUUCUUUUUUUAAAUACAUAGGCAAGCAUGUAUUUUUUAUGCGUAUUACACGAGUAAGAACUAUUUGCACUACAAAGGGGGAACGCUUUUCGGAUCACCUUUGUACGGCAACACCACCACAAAAACACAUUACCACAUUGCAAUGCAUUCGGCGAUAGCGAGUUAUAAAUGUGGCCCGACUGCAGAACCCGGCAUUUAGAGUGGGGAUAGAGUAUUUUGAAGGCGUGAAGCCACACACACGUACAUACACAAUCUUUUUGAACAUUUUUACCACAUUCUUACGUAGACGGCUAGGAGUCAGGAUAUUAUAUUCGGUAUUAGCAAUGAGUUUUUUUCUUCUAUAAAGUAUUUCCAUUUUGCUCCAGCGUGGUAUCGCACAACCAAUUUCAUUCAACACUAUUAUGUUGUAGAACUAUUUUUUUAUGCAAUAUUGUUAAAAUGUUUUGUGUUUAGGAAUAUAGUUUGUGAUAGGAUGUCAUAAUAA
Molecule: messenger RNA, 7346 nt
Organism: Anopheles stephensi (Asian malaria mosquito)
Lineage: Eukaryota; Metazoa; Arthropoda; Insecta; Diptera; Culicidae
Gene: Pak3
Product: serine/threonine-protein kinase PAK 1
Exons: 2
Coding region: 382-1980 (532 amino acids)
Biological process (GO): regulation of axonogenesis; intracellular signal transduction; protein phosphorylation
Cellular component (GO): cytoplasm
Molecular function (GO): ATP binding; protein serine/threonine kinase activity
Source: RefSeq, a predicted model, not a curated record